Messenger RNA from Haliotis rufescens (red abalone), 913 nucleotides. RefSeq lists its product as uncharacterized. Lineage: Eukaryota; Metazoa; Mollusca; Gastropoda; Lepetellida; Haliotidae. The transcript has 2 exons. Bases 63 to 608 code for a protein of 181 amino acids. The record is from RefSeq and is a predicted model, not a curated record.
CGACAAAGAUAAAAUCCCUGUCUUAAUGUGGGAUUUGUCAACACAAGCACACAUUCAGCACAAUGGCGCGUCCUCUGCUUGUGUGUGUGGCCAUCUGUCAUCUUUGCCUUGUGGUUGCGGCCGACAGUUUCUGUGCGCGGACAUGUAACUGUACUUCCGGUGGCGGACAGGGUACACCAAUCUGGCCGGAAGCUGUUGCUGCAACAGCAGGAGUUGUCGCUCCCCUUGUCCUAGGGGGGCUUGGGUAUGGGGUGUGGAAGUUGGCAUCCUCGUCGUCGGGUGGGUUCAACGUCACCCACCCGAGUUUCCCCAAACGGCAGGGGCUGAUGAAGGACUUCGACCGGAAGGCCUCCCUGGAAAGCAGCACAAGUUCCGGGUAUGACCCAUACAAGCGACGGCAGUCCGCGUUGUCGGUGUUUGAUAACGAUGACGACGACUUUCCCUCGGAUGUUGACCUUCCUCGCAACUCCUCUGUAAACUCCUUCACUGGGGAGGAUGGAUCCAUGUUCAGCGGGACCCCCAGGGGGGCGCCCAUGUCUCGCCCCUCCUUCUUGCCGGCUCCCCAGUCCGGUACUCCGCGUGCCGGAAGCUUCAACUCGUGGAUGUGAUGGACCACUUCCUGUGUCACUGUCAAACUAAGAACAUACUGACUAUCGAGGUAUGCGUGUUGAAAUACGUUGGUGUCAGUUAGUCACCUAACUGAGUUAUUAUUCACUGAUUAAAAAUCAAGAAACGCUUCCUUCAAAAUUAAAUUAGCACUAAAGCCAGUAUUAAUUGGCAUAAUGUUUUUCUCCUUGGAUUUUCCUCUUAUUUGAUGUUGUGUGUUGUUGAUUGAUUGACUGUAAACUUCAAGAUCUACAAAUCUUUCAUUUGUAUAUUAAUGUCUUUAAUGUAUAAGGUAUAAUAAAUACAU